Messenger RNA from Penaeus chinensis, 1292 nucleotides. Its product is annotated as myosin regulatory light chain 2-like. The record is from RefSeq and is a predicted model, not a curated record. NCBI's taxonomy places the organism in Eukaryota, Metazoa, Arthropoda, Malacostraca, Decapoda, Penaeidae. Gene Ontology annotation, cellular component: myosin II complex; cytoplasm. Gene Ontology annotation, biological process: post-embryonic development; locomotion. Bases 42 to 560 code for a protein of 172 amino acids. Gene Ontology annotation, molecular function: calcium ion binding; myosin heavy chain binding. The transcript has a single exon.
GUUGAAACAAUCGCCAGUGCAUCACAGCUAGGGUCGCAAUCAUGCCUGCCUCAAAGAAGGGAUCGUCUAAGAAGGCGAAGAAGGGAGGAAGCAAUGUCUUCGACAUGUUUACUCAGAAGCAGGUGGCGGAGUUCAAGGAGGGCUUCCAGAUAAUGGACCGCGACCGCGACGGCGUCAUCGACAAGGCUGACCUCCGCGGUACCUUCGACGAGAUCGGCCGCAUGGUCUCCGACAGCGAGCUCGACUCCAUGCUGGCUGAUGCCCCCGGCCCCAUCAACUUCACCACCCUCCUCCACAUGUUCGCCUCCAGGUCCUCCGGAGAGUCCGACGACGACGAUGUGGUCGCCGCCUCCAUCCGCGCCUUCGAGAAGAGCGCCGGCAAGAUUGAGGCAGAGCAGUUCCGUACCAUGCUCAUGGCCUUUGGUGACAAGUUCACCAACCAGGAGGUCGAUGAGGCCUUCGACAUGAUGGAGCUCGAUGAGGACACCGGCAUGAUCGACUCCGACGCCCUUGUUGCCAUGCUGUGCGCUGGUGGUGCCAAGGAUGAGGGCGCCGCCUAAAUGCCCAUCUUCCGCUACCUACAACCUCGCCCGAAGGAAGUGUGGGUGAGCAGCAGCAGGCGCCCACAAGUGCAGAGAUUGCUAUCCUCGACUGUGACACUCAAGCGCUGUUUGGCUUAACACUGCUGGCCACUGCUGCUGCUUACUUUUCUCUCAUCAGCCCACGCCAUAUGUCUCUCCAUUCAUCAUCAGCACCCAUACUUCUUGCGGGCGACCUCACAAGCAGGUUAAGUGCAGGGACGGGCUCCUUAGGGCCGCCUCUCCUGGUCCCGACGUGGUCAUCCUGUUCUCCCUCGUCACGGCGGAGUCACCGGCCUCCACCAUCCGAACUCACGACCCGCAGUGUCUCAACUAAAAGCCAAGUCGGGAGCGGUGAUUAUAACAGUGACAGUGAAUAUGAUCGAAUGACAGUGCCGCCGUGGAUAACACCCGAGGGCCCACCGCUCCCUGGAAGUGUCACUGUGAGAUGCUGUUGAAUCAAAACGAAAAGCGAAAAAUCGAGGCCCUAGUGUGAGUGUGGGAUUAAAGUGAGACCAUCUUCACAUUUUCAAUCUACACGAGUUGGUGUUCGGUCCGAGGUGGCGAUUUCACGGGCUUCGAGUGGGCCGUGUACGCGCAACCCACGAUCGACCAGCAACUCUGCACCCAACUCAAGCUUCUUAAUGUUUCAUUUGUGAAGCAUUGUAUUGGCAUCUGCAAGAUAUAACUCAAUAAAAUGUUUUACUAUGAGAA